Molecule: messenger RNA, 886 nt
Organism: Rhizophagus irregularis DAOM 181602=DAOM 197198
Lineage: Eukaryota; Fungi; Glomeromycota; Glomeromycetes; Glomerales; Glomeraceae
Source: RefSeq, a predicted model, not a curated record
CGAUAGUUUAUAUCCGGAUCUCAAAUUUCCCAAACGGAGUAUUAUUCAUAGGAUAUCUAUGUUGCUUAGGCUUUCACCCGAUUUUAAACUUGUUUUAGAGGUAAUCAAUCAAUUUAUUAUUACUUCAGAUUAAGGUAUAGUUGGAAAGUUCCGAAUUAUUUAUAACCACAAAAAAAAGGCUUUUCGUAAAUUAAAAAUUUUUAAAAUGGAAAAUAUUUGUUUUCAGAAUUGGCCAGUUAAUGAUGCACCACCAAAAGUAUUCUUUCCACCUAAAACGUCCUUAACAAGGGAAUUAGAAUAUAAAAAGAAAAGACCUAUAUUGGAACAUAUAUCAACUUCUAUCAGUUCUCCACAUAAAUUAGCGCUUAAACCAACAACUUCACAUCCACUUAAUCAUCAAAUUACUACUUCACCAAUUACUCCUCCAUUUUUUAAGAAAUUUAACAAGAACGAUGAUUUAUUAUUAGUUGGUAAACGGCAUUCUUCACCCAAAAUUGAUGGAACAGUUGAUAAUAAUGAAAAGAAAAUGGUUAUUGUACAUGAGAUUAAACCAUCUGAUACUAUAGCAGGUGUUGCUUUAUUUUAUGGAAUUGAGAUUUCAAUCUUAAAGAAGGCCAAUAAAUUAUGGACGAAUGAUUCAAUUCAUUUACAUCAUUUUCAGAUAAUAUAAUAAGACCAUCAUUUUCUCCUACUUCAAAGACUCCUUUUACAAUUUAUGAAAGAGAAUUAUUAUUUUGUACUUUACCAGAACAUGCGAAUUAUGUUAAUGGUAAUCAUAGUAAUCAUAACCAUAAUUUUCAUUUAAGACAAAGUUCACACGAAUCUACCUCAAAUUCUUCAAUAUGGUCAAUUACUUCUUCGUCUAGUUCUAUUUCUUCUACAACUU